Messenger RNA from Papilio xuthus (Asian swallowtail), 6221 nucleotides. RefSeq lists its product as uncharacterized. Gene Ontology annotation, biological process: exocytosis. Bases 314 to 5980 code for a protein of 1888 amino acids. Gene Ontology annotation, cellular component: exocytic vesicle; plasma membrane. Gene Ontology annotation, molecular function: neurexin family protein binding. Lineage: Eukaryota; Metazoa; Arthropoda; Insecta; Lepidoptera; Papilionidae. The record is from RefSeq and is a predicted model, not a curated record. The transcript has 10 exons.
AUCAGUCGUCGCGCCGGGUCGAACGUACCCUGUCUGUCCGGUUGAACGACACAAAACGAUCGAACGAACGCCAGUGUGUGUAACGAACAAUUUUAUUUAUAAAAACAAUAUUAAUUAAUUACCCUGUAUAAAUCAUCUUAUUUGUUUGUGUAUUUAUGGUUUAAAGUGCAUAACGGUUUCAACGAAACCUGAUUUCAAACGAUCGGUACCUUUGGUACGGCUUUUGUUUAUUUGAUCAAGUGUGUGAUUAUGCUUUGAGCUUCUUACAAAUUCAAGAGGAUUUUUAUGUUUUUGACAACACAAAUGUGCUACAAUGCAGACAGCGAGAGAGUCAAGUCGACAAAAGCGAAGCAUCAAAAGACGCAACUCUAGAAAGAAAUCAUUAUCACCGUCAGAUUUAAAAUGCACACGUGGGGACCUGAAGUCAGACAGCAAAUCGAACGUCAACCGAUCAUUAUCCGAAGCGUCAGUAAAGAGACAUAGACGAAGUAACAUUCAGAGGACUUUAACCCAUCCGUUGUCGUACAUGGAUGAGAUAGACAAUGUUAAUAUUGAAGCGUUCAGUAGAAGUAAGGUGGAGGUCCCACCGGAGAGUGAUGAAUCGAAUUUACCUCCGACUAGUAGUGAUAGGGAUACGGAGGAUGAUGUGAGAGUGAUGGAUAUAAAAAGAGCGGUGCCUCAAAGGCCGCGGUGGGACUCCGGAAGUGAGAUGGAUUCACUUAUAUCCAUCGCAGUGAGGAAAGCCUCGGCACGGCGACGUCGAACGCCCGCAAACCCUGAUUGGGGCGUCCAGAGUGAGGCGGGCGAGGCGAGUGAGCCCGAGGCCGGUCGCAUGCGGCCCGAGGACUACCGCCUCGUGUUCCUCAGCUCGGAUUCGUCGUGUCGCGAGGACACCGAGGACUCUAGCUCCACCGCCUCCUCAGCCGCGCCCCCCGCGCCUGACGACUGCGAUUGGGACUACUUCGAGCCCGGUGCCGCGCCAGUGCCCGUGCCUCCAAGCGCGCCGCCACCGCGGCACGCGGCGCCGGCCUGUCCGCGCACCUGCUCGUGCGGUGCCGAGCCGCGCAUAGUGGCCGUUCCUGUGCCUGUGCCGGUGCCCGUGCCCGCUGCGCUGUGGCCGGCCCUGCUUGCUUUCCCCGGCCAGACCCCGCCCGCGCCCCACUGGAGCACUUACCCGGGGUUCCCGCCUCUCGAUGCCGCGGCGCUCGCGCGGCUCACCACGGCCGCCGCGGUCGCCGUCACCGCCGCCGCCAGCGCCGCCACCGCUUCCACGCUGCCGCUCGCCAACAAACUCGAGAUGACCGUCGAACGCACCGAUAAAGCCAUACAAUCGGAAACGUCACAAGCCCCCGACGCACCAGAUAACGCGAACGAUAACAACGAUAAGCCGGUCGAACGCACAAUCGAUUGCGAACCGUCAGACGACAUUAAGGUGAUCGCCGAGGAGGACCGUUUAUCUGUGUCACCGGAACCAGAGGAAGCCAUGCCGGGCCAUCUCGAGGCCGAAAACGCUUUCCCGUCUUCGAACGAGUCCGCCGACUCCAGUGACUCGGAGGGUGGUGUCGCCCGUUUGAGUUACGACUUCAGGAGCGGCGCACCUGAGGAGCCUGCUACGUCCGACGAGGAUUCUGACGAUUCAGGGGGCGGUGGGGGACAGUUCUCGCGCGUCUUUGUUGUCAAUCCCGCUGAUUCGUCGUCGGAUUUGGAAGACAAUGCGGACAGUAGCGGAAUUGAUUGCGACGAUUCUUAUGACAAAAAGUCUGAUAGUUUAGAAAUAAUCGGCUUGGAAGGCGUGCAGAAUGCAAAUAACUUAGAAGCAGACUUAAACGAUAAUGUACCGCAGGUCAAUGAAGCGAGUAAUAUUGUUUUAGUUGAAUCUAUAAGUUUUUCCAAUGAACAUUCCGAGAUUCCCUAUGGCAAUAACAGUGACGAGGAAAGUGGUGACGACGCCAGAAAUCGGUCCAAUUUUACAAAGUUUUGUAGUGACAAUAUGCUUCGUAGUGAAACGUGUGAAGAAUUCAACAGUUUUAAUGCCAGCUCCAGCACUAAUAUAGAUAAUUGUGAUUACAAGAACUGCGAUAAUAAUCAAAGUAGAAGUACCGUAUCGGAAAACUUGGAGUGCGAUUCGUUGGAUAAUAGUUUUAAUUCUGACAAUAGUAUAAAAGUAAAAGUUACGGUGAAAUUACAAGACGAAGUAUGCGACAACAAAACUUGUGGAAUUCAAAGCGAGCCACCUGUCGUUUUGCCGUCCCCUGAGCCCAAACCCGAUGAAUCAAAAUCGGCGGGCGUAGAAAAAAUAGACCUGUUCAAAGGAAUUGAACGAACUCUCAGUGAACUAUUGAAGAAAGAAUUAUUGGAGGAGCAAGGGGAGGAGAAAACACACGGUGCGCAACCGGCACGCGGCGUCACGGAGGGGAGCGCGGGCGCACCUGUACUCGCACCAGUAUGCCGCUCGCGCUCGCCCGGUGCGGACGGGUCCGCGCGCUUCACUAGCCGCGUUAUGAUAACGCACGACCGAGUCUCCGUAGUCACGUCAGACACGACGCGGCUCAUGCGGGACAUCACUGUGCACCACACCAACUCCCAAAACGUACUGGAACACGACGCCAGCGCAACAACCUCGCAAAACGAUACAAACGAACGAGUUUCUGACGACGAAUCUACGCAGCCUUCGGGCGGAGUGACUGUUGUUAGCAACGCGGACACUCUCUCGGCUGUCGUUUGCCUCGAGGAGGGGCUGGCAGACGAUGACUCGUGGGUCGAGGACGUCAGCCAUGACGAGGACGCUACCACUACCUCAGACAGCGAUUCUGGCGACGAAGCCUCACUUCCGACCCGAGGAGAAGACUUUGCCUACUGCAGACGUUCUUUAGACUUCACUUUACACACAAUCGUCGAAGAAAGCUGCGAGGAAAGCGAAGCGGAAAAUAAUACGAAGAAAUCUAGACCCAUAUCGGCCACUGAACUAGAAAAAUAUUUUUUCUUUGGUCUCGGUGACGGAAGAAACGUUCGCGAAGAUGACGACCAGGUUUCGGAAACGUCUAGUGUAUGUAGUGAAGGUGGUGAAUCGAUUGUGGACAGUGAACAACCGAAACGGAGUAACGACAAUGACGAACUCGUGUCGUCGCGUUUGGAAAAAUACUUCUUAUCCGGUUUCAUGGGCUUCAAUCAAGAGAGACGUGAUUCGGACGGGUCCGGCAGUGUUGGUAGUGAUAGUGAGGGUAAACAAAGCCCAGAACAGCGGCGAAAAAGGUUAGUGCGCGCUCGCGGUACGCCUCGAUCUCAUUCUUCUUCUUUGGAUAACUUACUAGCGGGCGACGAACCUUCUCAAGAUGCGCAGGAAGUGUCGGACGGAUCCAGCACGGAAACGGAAGAUAGACACGAGUCUCUAGAAAGGUUAGAUAUGCCAGGGGAAUCAAAAAGAAAGAAGCAAAGCAAAAAAACAAGAGGGUCCCCCGCAGAUGAAAGGCGACAGUCGAUGGAAUUUUCAGAAGAAGCCCGCGAUGACACAAGGUCUGUUUCGGAGGGCGAGGACGGCAGGUCCACGCCUCGACCCGAAUUCCCACCGCUCGGAUCUGAAUUAUCUGAAUCUAAAAAACAAACUAGUAGAGAUAGUGGUUUCGUGGGUAGCUGCGACGAUCUUCUCAGAAACGGCGAUUCGAGCGCUGACUUUACCCGAUCUCAUGAGCCUAAAACAGAGUUGGAAGAAAUCGUCGAAGAGAUGAGACCUGAUUUAGACGAACGUGUCGAACGCCCACCGUCCUCCCGUCCGCCGCCGAGUCCCUUGACGCGUAAAGAUAGCUUUAACAAUUGGUCAUCCGACGAAGAAACCAAUCUUAUGAUGACAAAGAUGAGACAGUUCUUUAAACAAAUGAUAAAUUCAGGAAACGUUAGGACGUCUACCCCUGCCUCGACGAAUUCGGAAAGCUCGAGACCACCGAAACCACCGCAACUUUUAUAUUUUGAAACUGAGUUGACUAGAUUAAUGAAAACGGUGCCCGGUAUUCGCGACGAAGAGGUUCGCGAAAUAGUUGAAUACUUAUCGAGUGAAGAUACCUGGAGCGAUUCCUACGACUCGUCCGACUAUGCGGGGUCCGACCUAGAGGGCACGUCGGCUAACAGGUCAGCAUUAAGAAAACAAAUAUCGGACAGCUGUCGGGAAAUAAUCGACGAGUUCGACCGGGGUAACGACGCUGGUUCGCUGGAGCGUGACGCGGUUGGGGCGUACCAGAAGUUGGCGGCUACAUUAGGACGUGCAGGGGAGGGGUCCCCACCCUUAUUCGGGAAAGUAAUGAGACAUAUAGGCGGGCGGCUGGUUGCAUUGAUGCAUGAAGUGUCGGGCGGCGCGUCCCCCAGUACGGAUGACGACAGUGCGUCAGAACCGGGUGCGUUGGCGAGGAGUCGAUCUCACGAUAUUCUAGAGGCGACAGCGAGCAGAGGAAGCGUGGCUAGCGACUGCGAAAGGUUUUCAUGGCGGGGUAGUUUCGAAUCUGCCUUGUUGGCCGCUGAUUCGCGAGGCACGUUGGGUGGGCCUAGUUGUGAGUCGCGGAGAUCACCAGCCGGGGCGGACUUGGCCGCACAGAAGUCACAUUCUAGAAGUUGUGGUGCCAUUGCGGGUAGCGAGGACAGGCUGUGGCGCGGCAGACGGCGGGCUUCUGCCCCCGACGCUGAGUCUGAAGAAGAAGAGCGUGCUGGUUCACUGCCGCGAUUACCUUCCAUCACGGGCACAAACACAGUACUGGCGGGGCCGGUGAAAUCAGCGAGGUACCGGGCGCCCGGGUUCCGCAGCGCGACGCGAGCGGCCUCCGCACCCGGCUUGCAUUUGCCCAGAAGGCGAAGACCAGCACCUACGCCACACCAACAGACGCCAGCCGCGCCUGCGUCAGCGCCCAGUCUACAGGAUGAGGUGUACCUAUCAGAUAAUGCGACGCUAUCUUCAGGUACGGCGACGCUACCUCGCCGGUCCAGCUCGCCACUACCUCACGACACUGACCGCUUCCCGAUCAACAGGAGUGGUCUACAGGCGCGGUCGGAGUCCAUGGCGUCUGUGUAUUCGGGUGCUGGUGAAGGCGCGCGCGGCGGUGUGGCUGUGCGCGGGGAGGUGCAAUUCUCGCUGCUCUACAACUACCGGCUGGGUGCGCUCGAGGUGGGCGUACGUCGCGCGCGAGACCUCGCGCCCGUCGACACCAAGCGCAACCGUUCUGAUCCUUACGUCAAGGUAUACUUGUUGCCAGACAAGUCAAAGACCGGCAAGCGCAAGACGAAGGUGAAGAAGAACACACUGAGCCCCGUGUUCGAAGAGACUCUGAGCUUCGUGCAGCCGCUGGCCGCGCUGUCCGCGCGGACACUGUGGCUGAGCGUGUGGCACGCCGACAUCUUCGGCCGCAACGACUUCCUCGGCGAGGUCACUCUGCCACUGGCCGACGUCGUCUUCGACGACCCCGCGCCCACGUGGUACAAGUUGCAUGAACGGACGGAACAAUUUGAGGAGCAGCAAGGCAGCCGCGGCGACCUAAUCAUCGGACUGAAGUUCGAGUGUGACGGACGCGGCAAGGGCACGCUGCACGUUCUCGUCAAGGAGGCCAAGAACCUCGUCGCCACUAAACCCAACGGACUCGCCGAUGUCUUCUGUAAAAGCUACCUGCUGCCGGAGCGCGGUCGGCUGGCGAAGCAGAAGACGGGCGUGUCGCGGCGCACGCUGAGCCCGCGCUGGGAGCACACGUUCACGUACCGCGGCCUCUCCCCCGCCGAGCUGGCCGGGCGCGCGCUCGAGCUCAGUCUGUGGGACAGAGACCGCCUCGCCUCCAACGACUUCAUGGGCGCCGUCAGACUCUCGCUCGGCACCGGUACAUAUAUGGGAGCGAGCGUGAACUGGAUGGACAGCGUGGGCAAGGAGGUGACCCUGUGGCAGACCAUGAUGCAGCGCCCCAACUUCUGGGUGGAAGGCUCCUUACCCCUCCGCCCGCAACUCAACAACUAGCCAACAUCGUACCUACUGCGAUACUCAUAUUGAACCAUUCCCAUUAUCAUUUCGGCGAAUUCAAGCGGUUGUUUGUUCGUUUGCCACAUUUUCAUAUAAAAAAUACAUUUCCUGGUCAUAGUAAGGUCAGACCAUUGUGCCAAUCUUUGAGCCAACGACUACAUCCAAGUGUCUACGACUGAUGUUACAUUUCUUCAAAAAAAUUCUACAUUACAUACACGAUGUUGUGUUUGUUCAUUAA